UCGGAGUAGCCACUUGAAUGACAGUAAAAAAUUAUAUUUUAAAUAUUUUAAAAUUCAGUGCGGAAGUUUUAAAGACCGCCCUCCCCUGGAUGCCUCAUGUUAUCAUUGUCUCUGCUGUCAAAGAAACAACAACUUCAACUUAAAUAUUUAAAAUGAAUCCAAACGGGACUGUGAGUGUACAUUAUGACGGGUUUCAAGCCCAAUUCAGGGCUGUAAUGGAAACAAUAUUACAGGCUGCAGUUUGGGAAGCAACGAAGCUUUUUGAAGCCUCUUUACAGCACUUGAAAGCGGAGUUGGUGCAGUUGAGACAGGAGAACGUCAACCUAACGACAGGUGGUUCAUCCAUUCCAGACAUAAGGAGAAACACGGCAGAAGGAAAUCCGAGCAUUGACUCUAAAUAUCGAGAUGUUGGCGUGCAAUGUGAAAAGCCCAUUUUGGUGGACCACGGCUGCGAUCCUCAUCCUUGUAUAGGACAGCUUCUUCAUGUGGGAGACUUCACAAGUGAUAAACUCGCUGAUCUCUGUGCCAGUGAGGAUGGCAGGAAACAGCUUGCUUUGCUUCUCAUCAAACAAGAGCCCCAGGAGACUGAAUGUAAUAACUUUGCACCAGGAUACUUUCUACUGAAGCAAGAGGGUGCUGAACCAAUACUGGUGCGCAAAGAGCCAAAUAAGGAAACCAUGGAAAGGGUUGUGAUCCCACCAGCUUUUCAACAAAUAUCCAGCCUCCAUGGUAUCUCUAGGGAGAAAUCACCUCAAUCUGUGACUUCCUCCUGUAGUCGCAGAGUGAAUAUUUGUGCUAACAAAUCCAACCAGCGUAUACAUCCAGCCAGAGAUACAGCUAAAAGAUCAUUUGAAAAUACUGAAGACUCAUAUUCCCAAAGGCAGACAGAAGGAGCAAGUGCCAUUGCACCAACCCAGGCAUCAACUUUUGCAAAACAACAUGCCAAUUCAACCCAAACUCCUGUUUCUAUGGUUAACUUAUCAGUGCCAAUGAUUGAACUAUCUGGUGCUCCAGAGUGCAAAUCAGUACCUCAAACCAAGCCGACAGCAGUUCAUCUUGAACCAAACCAACAUUCUAAAAGAUCAAACCAAACGCUUUUCUAUCAGCAAGAACUUGCCUCAAAUGUCUGUCAUCCAAACACCUUCCGUUCCACCCAGUUAGCACAACCCACCAUUCCUCAAAGUCAAGUCUUAGUACAGGAGGCACAUUUUUCCAAACAACCGGUUAAGUCACAUGUUACACAUACAGAGAAAACUCUUUCAACAAGUCAGUCUACAGAGUUAUCAACCUGUUGUUCUCAGCUGACUCAACAGACCAUGUUUUCACCACAGGCCAUUAUGUCAUCACCAGUCCAGGAUCUCCCCUCCAGUCUUAUUCCACCUCAAGCCCAGGUUUACGCUUCAACUCCGCAGAUGAGUCCGUCAUUCCAGUUUCCAUUGGUGCCACAACACAAUCCGUCUCUGGCAACUCAACCUUCUUAUUUUACAACUCAUAUUCCAUUUACAUCUUCCCACCAUCCAGUUACACCAAUUCAGAGUUCCAUCUCUACACUUUCGGGUUCUUCAACAGAAACUCUAAACCCACCCCAUCAUCCUACACUUAUGCAAUCUCAAUAUUCAACACAACUGGAUCAGUUCUCUUCUUCUGACCAUUAUUUUUCUCCGCCUGAUAAUACGCCAGGUUUGCUUGAAUCUCUGGAUACCCUGCAUUUGCACUCACCCAUUCUUAUAACGGCACAAGAUGCUCUAGAACAUACGUCUAUGCAUCAUUUGCAGCCAUUGGGGAAACUUGCACCUCUGCUUACGCCGAAAGAGCAACAAGCUGCAGUUUCCGCCAGUUCUAUUGUUGUUAUAGGGAGGGGAACCCAUUUCACAUUCAGAGACGCCUUUGGAAACAGCAGAAAUACAGUUUUCUCCUUGCUGUAG
Triplophysa dalaica is the source of this 1925-nucleotide messenger RNA. RefSeq lists its product as uncharacterized. The transcript is spliced from 4 exons. Bases 153 to 1925 code for a protein of 590 amino acids. The record is from RefSeq and is a predicted model, not a curated record. Lineage: Eukaryota; Metazoa; Chordata; Actinopteri; Cypriniformes; Nemacheilidae.